Molecule: messenger RNA, 519 nt
Organism: Capsicum annuum
Lineage: Eukaryota; Viridiplantae; Streptophyta; Magnoliopsida; Solanales; Solanaceae
Exons: 2
Coding region: 1-519 (172 amino acids)
Molecular function (GO): nucleic acid binding
Source: RefSeq, a predicted model, not a curated record
AUGGAAGGGGAGCAGGUAGUUAGUGAUAAAAUGGAGAUAUAUGAUGCAUUUACUAAUGAGGAGAUCUUGGCUGCUGCUAUGGAGAAAAUGCCUUGGUACGCUUAUUUUUCCAAUUAUGUUCAUAGAGUAGCUACUCCAUAUCAGCCACAAACUAGUGGGCAAGUGGAGGUGUCAAAUCAUGAGAUUGAAGCCAUCCUAGCAAAAAUAGUGAACGCUAAUCGAAAAGACUGGUCUCAAAAGCGCGAUGAUUCCUUGUGGGCAUACCAGACUGCUUUCAAGACACCCAUUAGAAUGGCACCAUUUAAGUUAUUCUAUGGAAAAUCAAGCCAAUUACCAAUAGAGAUAGAGAACAAGGCUUUGUGGACUCUCAAAAGGCUAAAUUUGAGUUGGACGGAGACAGCAGAGCUAAGACUAGGACAACUGAAUGAGAUUGAUGAAUUCCAUCUCAGGGCAUAUGAGAGAAAAGACCUAUAUAAAGACAAGAUAAAGAAGUAUCAUGAUUGGAGGAUCGAGAAGUGA